CCUUUAGUCAUGUGAACACAAAAUCAAAACGAAGACGCAAUUCAAGCUCACAGCACAUGGGUUUUCUUGGCAAUGCACAAAGUGGAAGUACAUAGAGUUUGCAUAUAUAUAAUGUUCAUCUACCACAAGAAUCAGAUAAACCAAACAAAGCCCAGUUCAACUUCUCCAGUUUUCCUCCUUCCCAUUCUUGAACUCCCAGAGAAUGAACUACUCAAUCCAAACCCUUCUUCUUCUCGUUCUUGUUUUCCUCACUGUGCAAACCCAAUCUCAAAGCACUGAAAGCAGUGAUCUAAUAUCCAAAACUUGCAAGAAGACACCCUACUAUGACAUAUGUCUCUCAUCUCUCCAAUCAAGCCCUCAGAGCUCAAACUCAGACACUGCAGGCCUGGCUCACAUAAUAGCUGAUCUUGUUCUCUCCAAUGCAACUGAUACACUGGAUUACAUCCAUGGCCUGCUCAAGCAAUCCCCAGAAGCAGAUAUUCAGAAGCCUUUGGCAAACUGUGCAGAGUUGUACAUUCCAGUUGUCAAGUACACUCUCCCAGAGUCAAUUGAUGCACUCAGCAAUGGCCAUUAUGGGUUUGCCAACUAUGGCAUUUCUGAUGCUGCAAAGGAAGCUCAGGCUUGUGAGAAGGGGUUCUCCGGAACAACCAAGUCGCCGCUGACAGAUAGGAACACUCUUGUGAGCUGCCUCUCUCAGGUGGCUGUGGCUAUUAUCAAUUUAGUGCAGGGAUGAUUUUCGGCUAUCAUGUACUUACUACUAUUUAUUUCUUUGAUCGUGUAAUCUUAGUCCAGAUAUAUA
Molecule: messenger RNA, 799 nt
Organism: Argentina anserina (silverweed cinquefoil)
Lineage: Eukaryota; Viridiplantae; Streptophyta; Magnoliopsida; Rosales; Rosaceae
Product: cell wall / vacuolar inhibitor of fructosidase 1
Exons: 1
Coding region: 203-733 (176 amino acids)
Biological process (GO): negative regulation of catalytic activity
Molecular function (GO): enzyme inhibitor activity
Source: RefSeq, a predicted model, not a curated record